Schistocerca gregaria is the source of this 5257-nucleotide messenger RNA. Its product is annotated as SWI/SNF-related matrix-associated actin-dependent regulator of chromatin subfamily A containing DEAD/H box 1 homolog. NCBI's taxonomy places the organism in Eukaryota, Metazoa, Arthropoda, Insecta, Orthoptera, Acrididae. Gene Ontology annotation, cellular component: nucleus. The transcript has 17 exons. Gene Ontology annotation, molecular function: ubiquitin binding; ATP binding; ATP-dependent chromatin remodeler activity. The record is from RefSeq and is a predicted model, not a curated record. The coding region runs from base 295 to 2946 and encodes 883 amino acids.
GUCUUAACUUGUCUGAAAGACGCGUGCGGUAUCGUUGAAAGUGUGUGGUAGUUUGAUGUUGUGGUAAGUGGUGUUUAUGUAAUUCAUUGCAGGGGAAAAAAAAAAAAAACUACGAAAAAUUUGUUAUUUUAAAAUAAAAGUGAAAUGCGUUUCUUAUCUAUAAGUGCUCACGUUCCGGUAUACGUUUUAAUAGAGAUAGGUAGUGACAUCACUUUGUGUCAGGAUUUCGUAAAUAUAAACAGAACUGGCAGAACAACCACUGUUGAUCAGCAGAUCGGAGAGAUAUAGUAUAGAAUGGCAGAAGAUGCAAGCAGUAGCCCCAGUCUUCUGAGUAAGAUAUAUAUGUUUAAGAGAGAGGGACCAGCAGCGACACUGCCACGGAUCUCCAAUGACUGUGAUUUCCAACCAGUUAGAAAUGGCAUUGAUGCAAACGUGAUAGAACUAGAUGAUGAUGACGACGACGUGAAGCCGUUUCAGCGUAAGAAGAUUACUUAUUGUAUAAUAGAUGAUGAUGAUGAUGACGACAUCCAAGAGAUACCUAUCGAGCCAGUACCAUCAGUUUCUGAAGAACAAGAGGUUAUUCCUGUAGAGAAUGGGGUAGAACCUGAGGCUGUUGAUGGCAUACAACCUGAGGCUGUUGAUGACAUACAUGAAAAACAAGUAAGCCUUGACUUCCUGGAAGAUGCAUUUCCCACUAAAGAUAAAAUGGAAUUACAAGAUGCCCUUGCACGCAGCAACUGGAAUGUGGAGCAAGCAAUGGCCAGACUCUGUGAAGAGAAGUUUUCUGACACAGCUAAAAGAAAAAAUGAUGAUGAACUGCAGCGCAAGAAAGUUAAGAAAGCAAAGAAAAACUAUAGGGAUAUUGAAGACAGGACAUCUGAUAUUGAUGAUGAAGAUGCCCAGCCAUUCAAGAGAAGGUUAUUUGAUAGUGAUGAUUCUGAAACUGAAACAACUGAUGUGAGUAACCAUGACAAGAAGAAAGUCCUGGAGUUUUUGUCAACGGCAACAAUUCCUGAACUGAAAGCUAUGUCAUACUGUUCGCAGAAGAAGGCAGAGGCAAUUAUUGAGCAGCGCCCUUUCAGUAGUUGGAGUGAUCUCGUUGAAAAGUUUCAGAGUGGAAAACACCUUGGUACAGAGUUACUGAAUUCUGCACAGGAUAUCUUAAGUACCCGCAGGGAAGUGAAGGAACUAAUGAAGAGAUGUGUAAAGCUUGCCAAAAAGUUAGAAAAAGCUGUGCUUGAAGGUGCUACUGGCAUAAAGGAGCAGCCAGAAUUGUUAUCAGAUGGUCUCAAGCUAACAGCUUAUCAGAUGGUUGGCCUAAACUGGUUAAUGGUUCUACACAAUCAGAAGGUCAAUGGAAUUUUGGCUGAUGAAAUGGGACUUGGAAAAACUGUCCAAAUAAUUGCAUUCCUAGCACAUCUCAAGAAACUUGGGAUUGCACAAAAUGUUCCUCACUUAAUAAUAGUACCUUCCUCAACACUAGAUAAUUGGAGCAAUGAAUUUGAAAGAUGGUGUCCAUCUUUACGUGUUGCUGUUUAUUAUGGACAUCCUGAUGAAAGAAGACUAAUGCGUGUUAAGUGGAUCAAGGGUGGCAUGGAUGACGUUGAUGUUGUAAUAACAACGUAUACAGUCCUAAACAGUUCACCUGAAGAGAAAAAACUGUUCCGAGUGUUAGAAGUAAACUAUGUCAUACUAGAUGAAGGUCACAUGUUAAAAAAUAUGACAACUCAGCGAUUUGAAACACUGAUGAGGAUAAAUGCGAGGAGAAGAGUAUUGUUGACUGGCACCCCAGUGCAAAAUAAUUUAGUGGAACUUAUGUCGCUGUUAACAUUUUUAAUGCCAAAUAUGUUUGCUGGAAGAAAAGAGGAUUUAAAAAAGAUAUUUUCAAAAGGGCAGAAACAAGCUGCAGAAAAUGAAAAGAAAGACCAGCAACCACAAUUUGAGCAACAACAGAUUGCACAAGCACGAAGAAUCAUGAAACCAUUUCUACUGAGGCGACUGAAAUCUGAGGUAUUGAAAGACCUCCCCAAAAAGACUGAAUCUCUCGUGAUGUGUCCCAUGAAUAAAAACCAGAAAAUUAUGUAUGAUAACCUGGUUAAAGCCUUCUCAAAAGCUGCAACAGAGGCUGAUUUAUCGGAGGGCAAUGAGGGAGACGGUCUGAGUGGAAUAGGUAUGACAAUGGAUCUGCGUAAAAUGGCAAAUCACCCUCUGUUGUUACGGUAUAAUUACACUGAUGAACAGCUGAAAAGUAGUGCUGCAUAUCUUGCCCGUAACCCAUCAUAUAAAGGGGAUAAGGAAGAUGUCAUCUUUGAAGACCUAGCGUGUAUGUCAGAUUUCCAACUGCAUCAGUUGUUCAUAGAGUUCAAGGAGCUUUCCAAGAAUGCAUUACCUACUGCAUUAUUCUUUGAGUCUGGAAAGUUUGAAAAGUUUGAUGAAAUCCUGCCUAAUCUGAAAAGUGAAGGCCACAGGGUACUGAUUUUUAGUCAGUUUGUGAUCAUGUUGGAUGUUAUGGAAGAGUACUUGAGACUUCGAGAUUAUUCAUACCUUCGUCUUGACGGAAGUACCCAAGUAACAUUUAGGCAGGAAUUAAUCAAUACAUUUAAUGAAGAUGACAGUAUUUUCAUCUUUCUUCUGUCAACACGAGCUGGAGGGAUGGGGAUAAAUCUAACUGCAGCUGACACUGUAAUCAUCCAUGAUAUUGAUUUCAAUCCAUACAAUGAUAAACAAGCUGAAGAUAGGUGUCACCGUGUUGGGCAGUCAAGAGAUGUGACAGUAAUUAGGUUAAUUAGUGAGGGAACUAUUGAAGAAGGAAUGCUCCAAAUAGCACAGGAGAAACUUUCAUUGGAACGACAGAUCAAUAGUGAAGAUAAUGUUGCGGACAGCAAGAAUGUAGUUUGUUUAUUGAAACAAGCACUUGGACUGGAAGCAAGGACUGCUGGCAAAUAAUUUAUACAUGCUUAAAUAAAGCGGUGCAUAGCUUUGUUUGCAGUUUUUGUUGAUGACUGCUUGUAGAAGGAAUGGCGUUUGUUACUGGUGUGAAUGGAGUAAUUAUGAGUCAUUGUACAUUGUGGGGAUGUAAUAUAUUCCAUAGUGUCGAGGCAACAGGAUUAUGUAAUUAUCGUCAGAUGGUGAAUAAGUGGCAGAGCAUUUAUGUAUGUCUUGUUUACCAAUAAUAUGAUGAUGAUAUCCUAAAUGAGAAAAUUUGGCAUGGGUGCAAAUAUAUAUGUCAAAUAAUAAUUUGUUUCUUUAACAAGAAACUUUUAGGCAUCGAAUUUUAAGUUGAAAGGAAUGGCUACCUGAUGUUAGGUGAAGCUGUACUUUCUGAAAUGUGAUAUGCUUUACUUACUCUUUUACUUAACAUUUUAACUCUCUUGCAGAGGUUUGAUAUCCAUUUUCAGUAUUAAGAACCUACAAACUGUAUUGUAGAGAGGGCACAUUCAGUUCUACUUUUGUUAUAAUUAUUUAUAAUUUUGUUUUCCUUCAGAAAUAUUUGUUAUGAAGUCUGUAUGGUGUCACACAUAGUUGUAAUUAAAUUUUUUUCUAUUUGUACAUAUACUAUUUCAUGUGGAAGUUUUGUCAGUCAUUAGAAUCAUUUUUGUAUAGUGGAAAGAGUAAGGGUAACAACUUACUGUACAGUUGAGGGGCACAUGAACGACUGAAGUGUAGCUAAAUUUCCUGAUAAAUCCAAAUCCCUUUUUAGAGCUAAUACGGAACACAUUCACCUUUCAACUUCAUUGUGCAGGCAUUGUGGUUUGAUUGUGGUGAGGUAUUGUGUCAGGUGUUUUGCGCUCUACACACAAACCCCUCACCCCAGUUGAGUUCCAGCGUAAUGUGGUGUGUGUGUGUGUGUGUGUGUGUGUGUGUGUGUGUGAGAGAGAGAGAGAGAGAGAGAGAGAGAGAGAGAGAGAGAGAGAGAGAGAGAGAGAGAGAAUUCAUAAGGGGGAUUCAUCCGGAAGCUUAACGAUGUUUGCACUCUUGUUUUGAGUUGUUACCAUUACUCCUUAGUGUAUUUCCACCAAUGACUUUCCGUUUUUAAGUAUUAAACAGAAAAAGUAAACAGUGAAAGCCAUAGAUAAAAUAAUAGAUAAAAAUGGCAAUAUUAAACAAAUUGCAGAACCUGGCAGAACCAGUGGUGUCAUAAUUGUACUAUGUCUUGAACUGGUCAAAGAUAGAUACAUUUCUUUUAAAUAUUGGAGAAGAAGAGGAUAUAAAAUAAAGAUGGUAGGUGAAAGGAGAAGUCACUCAAAUCUCUUAACUCAAGAAAUUAAUACAGGGUUUAACAUAGAACAAGAUGAUGUGGAAGAGUCCUGAUUUCAGAAACUUUGGAUUCUAUGUUACCUUUCUUGAAUUACUGUUGGUUGUACCAUAUGUUCCACUGUUGUCAAUUAUAAACAUUUUGUGUGUCUUUAAUCUAACUUGUAUUAUUAAAAGAGCCAAAGAACUAUCAGUCUAACUGUACAUACCACAGUAUCUAUGUACAUACCAAAGUAUUUGUCUCUCAAGAAAAAACUGUUUAGAACACAAAUGAUGGUAGUGAAGGUUUCUUGUGGACAUAGUGAAGGACAGUUCUGUAUUAAGCUGGAAAAUAUUGUACUUAACAUUUUGAGACAGAAUGACUAGCCCAUACUUACUGUUCCCCAGGAAGCAAAAUUCUUAAUACUGCUAAUGGACACAAGAAAGUGAGGAACUGUACUGAUCUUGGAACUAUUAGUUCGGGGGCAGAAUUAGGGACAGACUGGGGAAGAAUAGAAAGGAAGGGCAGGUCACUGACCUCAGGAUUUAAGGGGCUAACUAUAGUAAGGACAAAGUAUGGAAGAAAUCAUGCACAUUGUGUUUGAGUCAAUGAAGCAUUGUGGCUUUGAUGAAUGGUUUUGUAUUGGCACCAACAGUCUAGAUAUAUGUGACAUAUUUUGUCUUUGGUUAACAUGGAAAUAUCAUACUUCAGUGAACUGAGGAUUACUUAUUUCAACUUCUUGCAAAAAUCAAAAGACAACAUUGAUUCAGUUAGUACUGUUAAUUUUGUAUAAAGUCAGUCUUUAUAAGAAAUGUUUGCUUUUUAAAUUUAAUACUUCUUUCUAUCAAAAUGGUACUGCUAGUCACAGGCAUGGCACUUAUCGCAAGAAGAGUAAGAAGGCUUUUUGCCAAACUGAAAACACAGAUUCAUGUGGCAACUGAAAUUCUCCUAUGUAUAGCUGUUGUGUUACAGGGACCUGACUGUUGCAUAUUUUGUUUUUCAUAAAUAAAUGCCAUUUUCUGA